UCUGCUCAACAAUGUGGUCGAACGUCGUCGUCGUUACCUUGUUUUGCGGUGGCAUUGCUGCAGUAGCAUCAAAUUCCGACGGUUCGGUUCGUUUUGCGGUGGACUUUUUCAAGCAUGCGUACACCGCUCGGCAGAACGCGAUCCUCGCCCCGAUCGCCAUCCGGAGCGGUCUCGCGAUGAUGCACCACGUGGCCACCCCGGACGCGGCACGGAUCUUGCGGGAAGGUUUGUAUCUGCCAGAGGAUGGGUUGGGAGUGAUCAAGCAGACAAAGUUGAUGAUGAAUCGUGUUAACGAGCGGAAGAGUACGUUGGAGAUGUUGUCCAGGGUGUAUUUGCCGGACGCACCACUCAAUCCGGAGUUGGUUGCCCAUUUGAGAGACAAUUUCGGGACUGGUUCGGAGAUUGUGAAUUUUGCUGAGAGGAGCAAGGUGGCUGAGCGCGUCAACACGUGGGUCAACGAAUCAAGCAGGGGAAUGAUUCCGGAGUUUCUGAAGGCUGACGAACUCUCCGGAGAUGUGACUUCACUGCUGAUCAACGUAAUGGUUAUGAACGCCUCGUGGGGAUUCUUCGAUGAGAAGAAAACGAAGAAGCAGACGUUCCACUUUUUGAACGGAGAUCACGAAGUGGACAUGAUGAAGGUGAAAGGAACGCUUCCCCGAAUGUAUCUGGAGGAUCUUAUGACGGACGCGAUCAAGCUACCCUACGGAUGGGGUUCAGAUCUCUCGAUGGUUAUUCUACUGCCAAGGAAAGAGACGAACCUUGAGCACGUUAUCAAGCACUUCACUGUCGAUCACUAUAAACAGCUGGUUCAGCUUGAUAAUGAGGACGAAGGGUACGGAAAUAUACGGCUGGGAGUUCCGCGGUUCAAGAUCGAGCAAAAAUUGGACGCGCAAGCAACGCUGGAAAAGAUGGGACUUAAGACACUGUUUGGUCAGGAAGCGUUCCAGGUGCUCGCGACAAGGUUGUCCAAACUGGGACAGGUCAAACAGUCGGCUUUUAUCAAGGUGGACGAGCAGGGGACGCAAGCGGCGGCGGCCGCUGCAAUUCAAUCAGACCGUAUAUCUGGCCCAUGGAAUGUCGACCUAGAUCGACCUUUUAUGUACAUCAUUCGCAAGGAAUCGACGAAAGAUAUUCUGUUCAUUGGACACUACUCCAAUUACGAGGAAUGAUCCGAGAAGCUACGCAGUAUGCUAUGACUCCAUUCAGUGCAUUUCGUAACGCAAUGGUUUGUUCGUCUAGCCUACUUUGACCUCAACCUAGUGAAAGUGAUAUUAUACGUUGAAUAAAACUACGUCAGCUUGAUCAUAAGAUUUUUGAAAUUACUUAUUUGUUUUAUUUAAAAUUUAGAAACAAAAUUCUCUGCCAUUCUUCCACUUGUCCAUGAUAAAUGCUGUUCUCUGUUUAUCUCUGUGUGUGUGCCUGAUGGUGAGGAAUUUUUAAGGUAGGUUCUGGACAUCACUACACAGUAUUCGAUUUCUGUCAACUACUCUACUCGCUAAGACAUGUGUGGUGAAGAUGAAAAAUUGUAUUUUUAGCGUAAAUUAGAACCUGGGGAAAGAAAUCUUCAAAAAAGAAUCGACCUCUAUCCAGUUUGUCUAGUUAGGUGCAGUAUUGUGUGUGUGUGUGUGAUUUAUUGAUAUCUGAGCGUUCAAGUACUUUUAUCUUACAAAAAUUAUACCACCACGGUUUCCGUUCAGUUACAAAAACUCUGCUGCGAAACGGCGGUCCCUCUUCCACUUGUCGCUUCGCGCUCUGACCAGUUUCUGAAUUAGUUUUUUUUUGUUUAUUAUUUCUGUAAGUGUGUCAGUUUUGUGUUGUGUCAUUUCUAAGGCCUUUUAUAGUUUCUUUGUUUCCUUCAAGUUGUGUGUUAAGUUUUAAUAUUUUAUUAUUAUAGCUUUAAUUUGAUGAAUUUUUCAUAUAUCUUACAUGGUCGCUAACUGCUAGAGUACUAAACGAGAAUUUCUACCUUUAUUUGUUGUCUGACCUAGGGUGUAACGAUGCGUGUUUAAUUUUUGUUCUUGUUGUUAGUUACUUCAAUUACUUAUCUAUUACCACUAUCAGUAACCUACCAGAUCGAUUGAUAAACUCCACCUUCCCGUUUCGUGUUUGUGAACCGGCGAUGCUCCGUUCGUUCGAAAUUUUAAUGUAAAGCGUUUACAGUAUACCAAAGCGUUUGUUUUGUUUCUUGAUUCUUGUUUUUUUUUAUUUCACGUUUUAGUUUGAAACAACAACGAAACUGAAGAAGCAUUCAUUCAAUGUGGUUGAAUUUGUUAUAAAAAUCGAACGAAAUUUGAUUGAUUCUUGAUUCCUAAACAUCAUUUUGCUAGUUUUACUUCUUAAGGAGACUAUUUACACUAUUUACAGAGUUAAAGUAGAUUUGUAAAGACGUCAACGAUUCAGUUUAUAAACUCUCGAUAAGGCUCGUUAUAAAAUAAUCAAAAAAAACGGAAACAGAGUCAAGUUCAGUUGAUAACUAUUUUUUUUCCGAAACAGCAGACGAAUAACAAUUGUUUUAUCGCUGGCCCUUGUUCAAUCUCUUUGGGGGCAGCGUCGAAGGUGUUUGAUUUAGAGUUUUAAAAUCUGAUAUAAAAAUAUCUGAAGUACAAACAGUGUUUAAUUCCUCGGGGAAGUUUUCGCAACAGUCACCUGUGCCAAUGCUGGUGGCAUGAUUUUGGUUUUUUUGUAGGACUUGUUUGAUAUCACUUUUGUUGGUUUAUUUGAAUAAACUUUUUCUCUUUAUAAACUUUUUAAGACGUGGAACUACAACGGUACGAAAAUAUGACGCUAUUUUUUUAAUAGGUUUUUUCGGCAAAUUCGUGCGUAUAAAUUUUCAAAUCUUCUAUUUUAACACAAAAGCUACUUUGGACCACUUGGUAGAUUUUCAUAAUGUUUCAUUUGGUUUGGUUUAUUCUUUGAUAAUGAUUAUGGUUAUUUUUCUCGAAUGAAAAGGUUCUGGUUUUAAAGCUGAUAAUUACUACUUGUUUACCACUAUUUUACUCGUACCUGACUUAUAUUUACAUAGUUACACUACCGAAAGGUUGUAUCGGGGAACGAUUGAUGACAGUUUUAACGAAUUUAUAAAUGCAACCAAAUAAAUCA
Messenger RNA from Culex pipiens pallens (northern house mosquito), 3099 nucleotides. Its product is annotated as serine protease inhibitor 42Dd-like. The transcript has 2 exons. The coding region runs from base 12 to 1169 and encodes 385 amino acids. Gene Ontology annotation, molecular function: serine-type endopeptidase inhibitor activity. Lineage: Eukaryota; Metazoa; Arthropoda; Insecta; Diptera; Culicidae. The record is from RefSeq and is a predicted model, not a curated record.